Nothobranchius furzeri (turquoise killifish) is the source of this 5490-nucleotide messenger RNA. Lineage: Eukaryota; Metazoa; Chordata; Actinopteri; Cyprinodontiformes; Nothobranchiidae. The record is from RefSeq and is a predicted model, not a curated record.
AGUGUUUCACGGCCAGGAAAAAAACCACAUUGCUUCUCCUAAAUCCAAAGUUCUACUAUUCGACAGAUCCUCCUCUUCAGAAUAAAUGAAAAGACUUUAACAGGGAGGCUCAGGAGUGUGAUCUCCUCUAGACGGAAACCACUCAACGGUCCCCUGUUUUAAAUAAGGGUACCGGCACCACCCCAAACUGCCAAUCUAGUGGAACUGCUCCCGAUGUCCACGUGAUAUUGCAGAGCCGUGUCAGCCAACACAGCCCCACAACAUCCAGAGCCUUAAGGAACUAUGGGCGAUCUCAUCCUUCCCUAGAGCAUUGCCACCGAGGAGUUUUUUGACCACCUCAGUGACCUCAUCAACAGAGAUUGGAGAGCUCAACCCAAAGUCCCUGGACUCUGCUUCCUCACUGGAAGACGUGCUGGUGGGAUUAAGGAGGUCUUCAAAAUACUCUGCCCGCCGAUCCACAAUGUCCCGAGUUGAGGUCAGAAGCACACCAUCCCCACUAUAAACAGUGUUGGUAGUGCACUGCUUUCCCCUUCUGAGGUUCCAGAUGGUGGAUCAGAAUGUCCUCGAAGCCGGAUGGAAGUUGUGCUCCAUGGUCUCACCGAACUUCUCCCUCGCCCGGGUUUUUGCCUUUGCAACCACCUGAGCUGCAUUCUGCUUGGACUGCUAGUGUUGAGAGAAAUUUUGUUUCCCUAAAAUAUUCUGUUUCUCCUAAUAACGUUGGCAAAUCAAGUACAAAUAUUUACUAAUUUACAGGACUUAUUGUCCAUUCUGAGAGGACUAAACAACCUCAAAUAAAAGAUGGUUAAUCUAAGUGAGAUUACAUCCUUUUACAUAACUUUCAAAAAUGAUAAUCAAACCUGCUGGAAAAGAGUUGCUCGUGGCGGAUUCUAUUCUGUCUGGUUAGGGUGAACAAAUAUGACACAAUUCUCAUGCGACUAUGAUUCUCUCUGAGGUAAAAAGAACACAAAACUGCAAAAUAAAAUAAGAAAACUAACAAAACAACUAUGUUUUUACUAUACUUAUUUGUUGUUUUUAGGAGGACAUAUAGGUUAAAUAAAACGUCAGAAGCAUGUGUAACCCAUGUUAUCCAGACCUGCAAUACCUGAGCUGUUUGCUAGGAGCGCCACAGGACAUAACUGACCCAAUAUGAUGUUCCGGUUCUCUGGUUUUGACUGCUGUGCAUGGCUUAGAGGACUCGGAUUCCCUAAUCAUUUGGAUCGUUUGGAUUUUUCUUUGCAUUCUGUUAAGCAAGAUGCUUCUUACCACUUUGGAUGCUUGAGGUUUAUAUGUGCCCACUCUUUGGAGUGAGACCGGAGAAACCAGAUGAAUCAGCAUAGGAAUUCAGGAUAAACGGUCAGGCUUUUAUAUAGACCCAGAGCUUUCUAUGAGAGUGGCGAGCCUCAACUGAACUGAACCCAAGACUUUGAAUGCUUUCUUACGUGGAAGUUGAAUAAUUCUUUCCUGGACCCCCCCAAAAAAGGAACCAGAUGAACUUUGGAAAAUAAGGAUUUUUUUUGUUGUUUUCUUUGUGUACUUUGUUUUCAUUCAUGAAUGUUUGGUCAGUGUAAAUUGUUGCUUUGUUUAUGCUUUUCUGUUUAAUUAAGAUUCUUUGUUUUGAACCACUGUUGAGCUUUUUUCCACAUCACAAGCUCCAGUGUUAAAUCUUUUGACCUGAGUAAACAGUCGUCCAUUGCUGUACUUUGCCCUACGUACCAACAAAUAUGAGUUACACAUGACAUUAUUAUAUUAAGUCAUUUUCCCGUAAAAGUUGAUCACAAAUGGUUUAAAGAUAGUCUGAAGUUCGACCAUCCGACGUGAGGAACAGAAUAUUUCAGGGGAACAGAAUUUCUCACACCGGUGUUCUGACUAUCUGUGCUUCCUUGUUGAAUCUUCCUACAACAGCGCGUUACGGCAGUUUUGCUCUUGUGUACAGUAACACGCCUAUUAAGCACGUAUUUUUUAAAUAGGUGAUAUUACUGAAAAAUAUAGAAUUGUAGUAUAAUUAUUAGCAUAAACAAACAGUGUUUGUCAUGAUUUACUUGUGAAAAAGACCGUGAUUGUCACGAUUCUGUGAAUGACUGUAAACAAUGGGAGAAAUUUCUUGUUUGCAGUAUCAUAAUGACAACAAUAUUUUACAAGCCAUUUACAAGUUAACUUUCAGGUAAACAUACAACAAGCAGUGAUAUAACAACUUCCAGAGGUAGCGCGUCUCUUCAGCUGAACAUCCUGUGAUGUAAUAGUCAGUCUGCGCGUUUCCCCAAAGUAGCGCAUAUGGACGAGUAGCACGGGCAGUCGGAACACCGGUACCUAUCACCUGCCACCAUUGAAGCCAACUCACCACCAGGUAGGGAUCAGUUGACAGCUCCGCCUUUCUCUUCACUCGAGUGUCUAAGGCAUGCGGCCGCAGAUCAGAUGAGACGACAACAAAGUUGAUCAUUGAGCUGCAGCCCAAGGCAUCCUGGAGCCAAAAGCACACAUGCACACCUUUAUGCUUGAACCUUUUAUUGCACAUGACACUUUUCUCUAACCAUUCCAACAAGGGGUGGGAAUUGAUGAGUGUUUAUCAAUAUCAACGGCAUUGUCGAUUCUGUCCAUCGAUCCAAUUGCUCAGUUCCAAAAUAGUUAACUAGGUGGCAUAAAACUAACUGCACACGGCUCCUGCCAUAUAGUUGUCAGUUUCUUUAUGAUAAAUAAUCAGUUGUACCUGUAUCGGUUGGAAAGAUCUUUCCAAAUGUUCUCCUUUAUGCUCCCUGUGAAGGCAGCCAUCUUGUUCGGUGCCGUGUUGCUGCACCUUUUGCAGAGUGGGAAAAAUCUCACCACAGGUCAGACCUUUGUAGCUGCAGUCUGCUAGUGUCUGGGUGUGUAUAUAAGGCUAAUGUGAUUAACAGUGUUAGUUGGUUAGUUACCUGCAGUAUUAACAGGAGAGGACGUGUGAACAUCACUGCUGUUGCUGCGUUGAUGUUCACUAGUCCGGAGCGGCACAAAACACGUCAUUAGCUCUAAGUUAUUGUGUAUUUUGUGCCCAAAGGCUUUUGUAUAAUCGUAGUGUUUCCUCUCUUGAUGGAAUAUCCACUUUGCAAUUAUUGCAAGUUCCCCUGUUGUCAUGCUCUCUUGUAAAAAAUAACCAAACUUUCAAGUGGCUGUGCCACUUAGACGCCAUGUUUCCUGCUUCCAUAAGCUAUGUAGCAUGCGGUGACGUCAUUUGCGCCGACUGGGAUUGAUAAGGGGCAUCGUUUGCUAAAGUGGUGAACGAUUCCUGGGAAUUGAAACAACCCUAAUUCCAACAUGCUUCACACACUUCUCUUUUCCUCCCUCUCUGUAGCUUUAGAACGUAGACAUUACGUCCUAAAGAACAUCUUUGUAGAUUUUAAGAGAACGUUUUCUAGUACGUCUCAUUGGCUGAAUAAACCUGGUGGGUAUGAAUUGUUUACUGCAGGUGUGUGGAGGACCACGGCCCCCAUUGAGAGGUUUUCUCUGCUCCAACACACCUGCUUGUAAUCAGCAGUUGAUCAUCAGGCUUCUGUGGGUCUUGUUGAGCUUCUGAAAAGGUGAUUCAGCCACAGAAUCAGGUGUGCUGGAGCAGAGGGACAGCUGGAACAUGCUAGAUGGGGACCGUCAAGGACUGGGGUUGAAGACCCCUGGUUCUCCAGGUCUGGUCCCUGAUCUCAGACAGUCUGUUUUACUCUUUGACAGGGGCUGAUAACUCCAUUCACAUGAGGUGGCAAUAGGCAGGUAUUACCUGCUUAGCCGCUGUCUGAUUGGUGGUUCAUGAUGAUUGCUACAGGAGGCCUGCUUAGAAUUAAUGCACGGCGACAGGACUCUCUGAGGUCCAAACCACAUCCACCAAAGAAAAAGAUCAAGAAAAAAAGACUUAGUGAGAUUGUGGUGGUGAAGGGAAAGUUGAAGCUCUAGGUUACUGGCCUCGUGAUGGACUGUUCUCAAUUACUCAGCCACAGGAGGGUGCUGCUAUGGCUUUAAUGUCUUCCAGCAUCCCAACAUCUGCCCCCACUGACAUCAAGAAAGAGGUGAGUGAAGGGGAGGAGCCAGAGGGAGACCAGGGAAACGGCAGACAAGGACAGAAUGAUAACAAGGGGGAAUAUACCUUUUUGAACCAAACAGAAACCAUCAAUGAGACAACCCCGCAGCUUCCCCGCAGCUUCCUGCAGGAGUUCCUGGACAGAUAUCUGUAUUCUGAUAGGCUGAAGGUGCUCGGCCCACUCAUCAUGGGAAUAGGGAUCUUCCUCUUCAUCUGUGCCAACGCCGUCCUGCAUGAGAACCGUGACAGGAAGACAAAGGUCAUCAAUUUGCAGGACAUUUAUUCUACCGUCAUUGACCUCCACAGCAUUCACAAGCCCCACCCAUCAUCCUCUGGCUCCGCCCAUCCACCAUCAGCCAGUCCGCACAAUGGGCUUUUUAACUUUGUCCAACCUAAGCGCUUGAACUCAAAGCCAUGGACUUGUUCCGCCUCCCUCCUUUUAUCAAGGGAAUCUGCCAGCAACAGGCGGGGCAGCGAUGGAAGAGGGGGUGCAGUCUUCAGUAUAUACCAGGAGCAGCCAGAGGCACCUCAUCUUUCAUCCUCCAACAGACACUCACUACCACUGACCUUCAGUCCUUCCUGGUUUUCCAACCAGAAGGAGGUGCUCAGCUCCUUCACUUUACCUCGACCUCGCCAGCGGUCCCUGGACUCCCGCAGGAGACACUCGUUCUGGGCCAGAACCGGCCAGGAAGGGGAGGAGAAGGAGGAGCAAAGGAAGGGUAUCGGACCACCAGUUUUGUGCACCUUCACAGCCCCCCAUCAUAGAGGCUCAAAGGCAAUGCUCCUCCUGUCCUCCUCCUCCCUUUCCUCUCUUUCUUAUCUUCUUUCCUCUUCCACACCAGCCCCCCUUUCCAGAAGGCGGAGCCUCCCAACAACUGCCUUCAAAGUCACCUACAGCAAAUUAACUCAUGAAAGGGGGAAGAGUUUAGAGUGCUCUUCAUCACAUCAAGUGACUUCAGAGGAAGUGACAUCACAGGAGAAAUGCAUCAACAGGCAGAGGCUAAGAAUGAUGUCCCACCAGGGCACAGGGGUGAGGAAUGAGGAGGAGGUUCCAGAUCAUCAUGUGACCCUCUGAGAUGAAGUAGAAAAAACUGUUUUCUAGCUUAAUGCUGUCUCUACCCCCUCCCCUCUCUCUCUCUCCCUCUCCCCUCCCCUUUCUCUCUCUCUCCCUCUCUCACCUGAAAUUGUCUCCUAACAGAGAAACACUCCUGAUCAGAACCGCUGUGGUUGUUCUCAUGAAGGUGUUUCUAUGUUCUCACAGGAACAGUCAGAACCAACAGGACAGUUUUCUGUUAGAAUGUGUGUUCUUCAUUCAGACCCAGCACCUGUCAUUGGACCUGCUUCUACCUGCUACAGAUCAGAUGGUAGGAAAGCGGAACGUGUAGCUUCACAAAGUCUUCCUCUGAAACAGCAACACCAUCAACCAAUCAAAAUAAAGCACAGUCUAAUCCAUC